Molecule: messenger RNA, 554 nt
Organism: Blastocystis hominis
Lineage: Eukaryota; Bigyra; Opalinata; Blastocystidae
Product: Ribosomal protein L32e
Exons: 3
Coding region: 124-528 (134 amino acids)
Biological process (GO): translation
Cellular component (GO): cytosolic large ribosomal subunit; ribosome
Molecular function (GO): structural constituent of ribosome
Source: RefSeq, a predicted model, not a curated record
CAAACUCUCAUUGUUCUUGUCAAACUCUAGUUUUGCAAAGUAGGCUUCAUUCAAAUGGGUUGGGGAUGUCGUGCCGUCUAUUGUUUUUGGAGGGUUCGGAGUUCUCACUCUGCGUAGGUUAGAAUGAGUCCUUCUCGCAAGAUCAAGAUUGUUAAGAAGCGAACUGUCUCUUUCCCCCGUUUCCAGGCGGAUAAGUUCAAGAGAAUGAAUCAGCACUGGAGAAAGCCCAAGGGUAUUGAUGGACGCUGCAGACGCCGCUUCCGUGGUGCCACUCUGAUGCCCAACAUUGGUUACGGAUCGGAUGCCCGCACCCGCAACAUGCUCCCCUGCGGACUGUACAAGUUCACCGUGAGCAACGUGAAGGACCUGGAGCUUCUGAUGAUGCACAACGAGAAGUACUGCGCUGAGAUCGCUCACAGCGUGUCUUCCCGCAAGCGCAUGGAGAUUGUCAAGCGUGCUAAGGAGCUGUCUAUCCGUGUGAUCAAUGCAAAGGCCCGCAUCGCGAAGGUGGAGUCGGAGGCGAACUAAACUUCUGGUGAAGAGUUUUGACAAUG